CAGUUCUUUCCAUCACAGACGCCUUCCGCCGCCGCCUCAUCUCGGUUCCAACUCCAUCCUUCGAGUUUGUUGGCUGACACUCAGCCAUGGGUAAGGAGAAGGUCCACAUCAACAUUGUGGUCAUUGGCCAUGUCGACUCUGGAAAGUCGACCACCACUGGCCACCUGAUCUACAAGCUUGGAGGAAUUGACAAGCGUGUCAUCGAGAGGUUUGAGAAGGAAGCCGCUGAGAUGAACAAGAGGUCUUUCAAGUACGCGUGGGUGCUUGACAAGCUCAAGGCUGAGCGUGAGAGAGGUAUCACCAUCGAUAUCGCUCUCUGGAAGUUCGAGACAACCAAGUACUACUGCACGGUCAUCGAUGCCCCUGGUCACCGUGACUUCAUCAAGAACAUGAUCACUGGUACCUCCCAGGCUGACUGCGCUGUUCUCAUCAUUGACUCCACCACUGGUGGUUUUGAGGCUGGUAUCUCCAAGGAUGGCCAGACCCGUGAGCACGCUCUCCUUGCUUUCACCCUUGGUGUGAAGCAGAUGAUCUGCUGCUGCAACAAGAUGGAUGCCACCACUCCCAAGUACUCAAAAAGCCGUUAUGAGGAAAUUGUGAAGGAAGUCUCAUCAUACUUGAAGAAGGUCGGCUACAACCCUGAGAAGGUCCCAUUUGUUCCCAUCUCUGGUUUUGAGGGUGACAACAUGAUUGAGAGGUCCACCAACCUUGACUGGUACAAGGGCCCAACCUUGCUUGAGGCUCUUGACCAGAUCAACGAGCCGAAGAGGCCCUCGGACAAGCCCCUGCGUCUUCCCCUUCAGGACGUUUACAAGAUUGGUGGCAUUGGAACUGUGCCUGUUGGUCGUGUUGAGACUGGUACCAUCAAGCCAGGCAUGGUGGUCACCUUUGGUCCCACUGGUCUGACCACUGAGGUUAAGUCUGUUGAGAUGCACCAUGAGUCUCUCCUGGAGGCGCUCCCUGGUGACAAUGUUGGCUUCAACGUCAAGAAUGUUGCUGUGAAGGAUCUCAAGCGUGGGUUUGUGGCAUCCAACUCCAAGGAUGACCCUGCCAAAGAGGCAGCCAGCUUCACCUCCCAGGUCAUCAUCAUGAACCACCCUGGUCAGAUUGGCAAUGGCUACGCCCCAGUGCUGGACUGCCACACCUCGCACAUUGCUGUCAAGUUCGCUGAGCUGAUCACCAAGAUUGACAGACGAUCUGGUAAGGAAAUUGAGAAGGAGCCCAAGUUCCUGAAGAACGGUGAUGCUGGUAUUGUGAAGAUGAUUCCCACCAAGCCUAUGGUUGUUGAGACCUUCGCCACUUACCCUCCUCUUGGUCGCUUUGCUGUGCGUGACAUGAGACAAACAGUUGCUGUUGGUGUCAUCAAGGGUGUGGAGAAGAAGGACCCAACUGGUGCCAAGGUGACCAAGGCUGCUGCCAAGAAGAAGUGAGGUGUUUACCGAUCCAUGUCUGGUUUUGCGAUACCCCUACUAUUUUAGUGUCUGAGUUUUGUUAAGAGGACAUCGUCAUCUUGCAGUGUCUGCAGUUUUCUUACUGUUUGCGCUGUAUGAUAUUUGCCCGUGAUGUGUCGUUUUAAGUACUUUAUUUAUUUCGGCUUUAGGCAAAACCGUGAUGCUUCUGAGACUUCUGUUGAUUGCCGUUAUGGCAAAUAUAUGCAAGUUAGGUA
Lolium rigidum is the source of this 1666-nucleotide messenger RNA. Its product is annotated as elongation factor 1-alpha-like. Gene Ontology annotation, molecular function: translation elongation factor activity; GTP binding; GTPase activity. Gene Ontology annotation, biological process: translation; translational elongation. Lineage: Eukaryota; Viridiplantae; Streptophyta; Magnoliopsida; Poales; Poaceae. The coding region runs from base 87 to 1430 and encodes 447 amino acids. The transcript is spliced from 3 exons. The record is from RefSeq and is a predicted model, not a curated record.